AUGGUCGACGCAGCCUAUUAUCACCCCAAUUACAAGCAGACUUACUUCUUCGGAGGUCGCCGUUACGCUCGCAUCAAGUUUACUCCUUCUACAAACAAUGACGAGAUUAGCUUUGGGCCUGCCAAAAUUGAUGAGUACUGGCCAUCCCUUGUUUCUAUUGGCUUCGGCACAGUCGAUGCUACCUUGCCAGUCGAAGGCAGCCCCGAUGAGACUUAUGUCUUCCACGGUAGCCGUUUCGCCCGCAUCAAGGUCGUACCUGAGACAAACAAGGAUACUGUUGUUGAUGGACCCUGGGUCAUCACCGAGAAAUUCAAGAGUCUCGAUUCAGCUGGAUUCGAUACCAUCGACACCGCAAUGCCUGUUCCCAACAAGCCUGGCGAAGUUUACUUCUUCCGCGGCAUUAAAUACGUUAAGGUGAACGUGAAAACGGACAAGACCGUUUAUGGCCCUGCAAAGAUCUCUGUGGAAUGGCCAGCCUUGACCGCAGCUGGGUUCGACUCUGUUGAUGCAGCAUUCCCGGUGCCCGAAAACACCAAUGGCUUGACCUACUUUUUCCGUGGAGACCAGUACGUCAAGCUUGAAGUCAUUGCAUCUGCUCCAGACAAGCCAAACUUUGGACCCAAGCCUAUCAAGGAUUACUGGAAGUCUCUGGACUGGAUCUAA
This is a messenger RNA of Penicillium nucicola, 663 nucleotides long. Its product is annotated as Hemopexin. The record is from RefSeq and is a predicted model, not a curated record. Bases 1 to 663 code for a protein of 220 amino acids. The transcript has a single exon. NCBI's taxonomy places the organism in Eukaryota, Fungi, Ascomycota, Eurotiomycetes, Eurotiales, Aspergillaceae.